Molecule: messenger RNA, 1591 nt
Organism: Syngnathoides biaculeatus (alligator pipefish)
Lineage: Eukaryota; Metazoa; Chordata; Actinopteri; Syngnathiformes; Syngnathidae
Gene: osr1
Product: odd-skipped related transcription factor 1
Exons: 3
Coding region: 210-1007 (265 amino acids)
Biological process (GO): urogenital system development; embryo development; regulation of transcription by RNA polymerase II
Cellular component (GO): nucleus
Molecular function (GO): DNA-binding transcription factor activity, RNA polymerase II-specific; RNA polymerase II transcription regulatory region sequence-specific DNA binding
Source: RefSeq, a predicted model, not a curated record
CCUGCGAGCAAAACUGCCGCAGUAUAUACCGUCGAGCCUUGUCACCUCACAGCGAACCAAGAGAUCCAAACGUCCCUUUGUGUUAACUUAACUCAAUUUUUACCCCUCAUCUGCAAGCUUCCAGGAGAGGGAGUGGAGUACGAGCUUUCACUUUUUUUUCUUGGUGUGUGUGUGUGUGUGGACAUCUCAUCAGAAUUCUUGUUUCAGCCAUGGGCAGCAAGACUCUACCAGCUCCAGUUCCUCUCCACCCAUCACUCCAGUUGGCUAACUACUCGCUUCUCCAGAGCUCCACAGGGCUUCAGCUCCCAACGGAUCACUUCCACAGCAUCUAUAGCUUCAGUGCCUUGCAUGCCAUUCAGCUUCACCAAUGGACUCCGGGAUUUCUGCCUGUGGCCCUGCCUCGUUGCACUAUCUCAAAACUGCCUUUGCAAUUCUCUUCUAUGGCCUCCUUCCCUAUAGUCCAUCACCACCUGCAGCCCAAGCAGGACUCAGCAGGUCAGAUGCAGACCUCAAAGAACAAGCCUCGCUUUGACUUUGCCAACCUGGCAACAGCUGCCACCCAAGAGGAUCAUCUAAAGGCAGACGACCUGAGCGUGUCCGGGGUUGCUACCGCGGUGUCAUCUCACCAUUCUGAUACAACUGCCCUUGGGUGCCUCCUGGAUGUGACGAAGCUCUCUUAUUCAGAGCGCAAGUCCACUCGAGGCCGGUUGCCCUCAAAAACCAAAAAAGAAUUUGUCUGCAAGUUCUGUGGCCGCCAUUUUACAAAAUCCUACAAUCUGUUAAUCCAUGAAAGGACGCACACAGAUGAAAGGCCAUACACGUGUGACAUCUGUCACAAAGCAUUUAGAAGGCAAGACCACCUCCGAGACCACAGGUACAUUCAUUCCAAAGAAAAGCCCUUCAAAUGUCAAGAGUGUGGCAAAGGCUUCUGUCAGUCCAGGACUCUGGCUGUCCACAAAACAUUACACAUGCAAGUCAAGGAACUCAAGCCAGCCAAGAUUAAGUGAUUCACUUUAAUUCAAUCCAAAGGACACGGUAAACAGGAGCUGUACUGUUCAGUAUGACCAACUACAAUAAUAAUAAAUGAACAACCAAAGACAUUAAAAAAAAAAAAAAAGUUGGUGUUUUGAGACCCUCCAAUCUCAUCCACCUCUGUGGGAACGCUGCUCAAGGAUGAACAUUUUCACCAGCAAAUUCUUAAAAGAUGCAGAAAUAAGACUUUGUGAAGAAAAGAAUGAAUUGUUAUUAGUUUUCUUUACAGAGACCCCACUGGUUAUCUGGAAUGUGAAAGAGCAAUAUAAAAGAAAAAACAAAUACUGUGGUUGCUCAUUCCAAAGACUGCACUGCAGAAACUUGUAGUCCAAAGACAAGAUCCCACAAAUAUUCUGUAAGUGAGGGGAAAAAAAGCCAUCCUAGUUAAAGAUAUUUCCUCCUUUUCCUCAAUUUGGACAAAUCAUGUCAUUUUUGUACAGAUGAAUAAUAUCAUAAACGUAUUUUUGCACUUUAAUUUCAUUAUUGAUUAUUUUCGUAUGUAUCACUGGAUCUUAUUUCACAACAAAUAAUCAUUUUUGAAUAAAAUGUUUUACUGGAA